UGGCUGUCAAAAAGCGUUACGUCUCCACCACAGAAAUGUUUGGUACUUCUUGCCUACUUUUCCUCAAAAUGCUUACACCCUAACUGUAAGCACCUUGGUUCAGAUUGAAAAAUCUUUUCACUUGGCAACGCUGUUUUUGGAAACAUGACAAAAUGAACACGCAUUUGAAAUCUUUUCGAGUAGGGUGAACGUGAACGCCAUAAAAGUUAAUAUGAACAUAAACAUUGGAGAACGCUAUGCUUUCAAUCGAGUUUUAAAGUACAUUUCGAGAAAAUGAUUUAUUAUUGUGCAGUCCGAGGUUGUAGAAACAAAAUAUCGGUUACGAAACACGAUACCACCAUCCUGUAUCAUAAAUUUCCUACAAACAAACAGCAGUGGGAAGCUUGGAGAGUAUUUUGUGACAACGGGAAAGAAUGGACACCCGCGGCAAAUCAAGGUAUCUGUUCGGAACACUUCGGGUCGGAAUGUUAUGGUUAUGAUGCUGGGUUUGCAUUCCAGUCCUAUCCUGCCCUUGCAAAACAGAUAAGACGUCUCGUUUCAAAAGCUGUGCCCAACCUCCGAGCACCUGAGCCUCAGCCACGACGAUCUUGGUCGAUUUCCCCACUGCCAUGGGAUGAUCCACCACCCGAACUUAAAAACGAUGGCCAAGAAGCCGAAGAACAGAAGAAGGCAUUGGAAGAAAUGUUCGUUCCAUGCAAGAACUUGGAAGAUGUAGAAAUCAAGUCCGAAUCAGAAGAUAUUGGCGAAUCCGGACCUAAAUCUACCGACAAUGAUGAGAGCGGCACGGCUAAUAUACCUUUGAAAUCGUACUGCCGUUUAUGUUUACGAUUACUUAAAUCAGAUUUCCUCGAGUUGUUUGAUGAAGAUGAAAUAAAAAAAGCGCAAAACCUCUUCAAUUACAAAUAUUCUGAUCACCAUCUUAUUUGUAACAACUGUUCAAUCCUGAUGGAUAUCACAACGGAUUUUAUUCAAGCUGUGCACGAUGCGAACAUGCUGCUAGAAGUUUCUGACGUUACUCUUAAAAGUGGCUUUUGGGAAAUUCAAUCGAACGUGGCGGCCGUCAGAAAAUGUAAAAGAAUGCUUGUGCAACAUUUGGUAGAACUGGGUAUUGCUGCCGAUACCUACAGAGUUCUCCACAACAACGAUGUUCAUAGACUCAGCGGAACUUCUAACUUGGAAGGUUCUUCUGUUGGUGAACCAAAUGCAAAGAUUAUUUUCAAUAGUUCUUCUGUUGGCGAACCAAGUGAAACAACUGCUUUGAGUAGUUCUUCUGUUGAAGACCCAACUGAAACGAUUACUUCGGAUGGUUCUUAUGCCUAUGAGCUUUCCCGUCUGGAGUACAAGGAUCUCUUGAUAGAACCAAUACGAAUUGAAGCAUUGGAAAUGGAUGAUGAAGAUCAGCAACUAGAACGGGAGGGCGAGGACGUUCAAAAUACAGCAGAAAUUUUGAAAGUUGAAUCGGUUGUUGAAAUACCAUUCGAGCACGAUGUUUCUGAUAUCAAUGAGAGCGUCACUUUUGCACUUCUUGCUGCAGAUAAAAGUACAGAAAGUACACAGCACAAUAAAAAGGAUGACCAAACGAAAAAUAACACAAAUGUAAUUUCAAAACGGAAAAGAUCAAAAAUGACUAGAGAAGAGUAUCUUGCGCAUCAAAGAAAAAAUCGCAAACCGUUGACAUACAAUGAAACUCAUUGGCUUUGUUAUCUAUGCGGAAAAACGGUUCACAUUAUGACUAAGGAAUACCAUAUUAACGAGCACAAAGGUAUCAAACCGUAUCGUUGCGAGAAAGGUUGCGAUAAGACGUUCUAUGGCGUUUUGCAUAAACAACGACACGAGCAUCGCCAACAUGGUGGAAAAGAUGGUGGAUCGAAAUCAAUGACCUGUACGGUUUGCGGGAAGGUUUUGCGAACGAAUCCUUACGGUAUGAGUUUGCAUAUGCGCAUUCAUGCAUCUGAUAAGAGAUUCGAGUGUGAACAUUGUGGUAAAAGGUUCACAAUAAAAACCAAAUUGAAUGAGCACAUGAGAAUUCACCUCAAUGUGUACCCCUACGAAUGCGACCAGUGUGGAAAAAAAUUUAAAUUUAAGCAAGGGAAAGAUGUCCACGUAAAGGCUAUUCACGAAAAACAUAAAAUGUGAUCAAUCUUAAGAUUAAUGGUUAAAAAAAGGUAAAACUCAAGAAUGUUUUUUAAGAGUUGCUGGCGCUCCCUUUUUUAGGACAAGCCUAAUUGUAACACAAGCCUAACUAAAACAUGUAUCGGGUCGUUAAGCAUUCAAUGUUUGAAUAUGUUGUUAUGUUUCUAGGGCAACAAUAGUUACAAUAGACAUUUAUUUUUUUUAUUUACAUAGUUUACCGUCUAACAAUGACAUUUAUUUUCUUACAAAAAUUUUG
Messenger RNA from Uranotaenia lowii, 2389 nucleotides. Its product is annotated as zinc finger protein 37-like. The transcript has 7 exons. NCBI's taxonomy places the organism in Eukaryota, Metazoa, Arthropoda, Insecta, Diptera, Culicidae. Gene Ontology annotation, molecular function: zinc ion binding. Gene Ontology annotation, cellular component: nucleus. The record is from RefSeq and is a predicted model, not a curated record. The coding region runs from base 274 to 2136 and encodes 620 amino acids.